Molecule: messenger RNA, 4412 nt
Organism: Gracilinanus agilis (Agile Gracile Mouse Opossum)
Lineage: Eukaryota; Metazoa; Chordata; Mammalia; Didelphimorphia; Didelphidae
Gene: FCSK
Product: fucose kinase
Exons: 23
Coding region: 1-3210 (1069 amino acids)
Biological process (GO): GDP-L-fucose salvage
Molecular function (GO): ATP binding; fucokinase activity
Source: RefSeq, a predicted model, not a curated record
AUGGAGCAUCAGAAUGGUGUUGAUUGGACAGUCAUCGUCCUGACGUGCCAAUACAAGGACAGUGUCUAUGCCUUUCAGAAAGAGCUCGAGGUGCGACAAAAGCGAGAGCAGAUACCCCAAGGGACCAUCCUACUAACGGUGGAGGAUCCCGAGGCACAAGUGGGCAGUGGAGGGGCCACUCUCAAUGCCCUCCUGGUGGCUGCAGAGCACCUGAGUGCCCAGGCGGGCUACACGGUGGUCACUUCGGAUGUCCUGCACACAGCCCGGAUCCUCAUCAUGCACAUGGGCCGAGACUUUCCUUUUGAUGACUGUGGCCGAGCUUUCACCUGCCUCCCUCUGGUGGACCCUGCGGCCCAAGUGGAGGCCCUCACCUAUAACCUGGACCGGCUGCUGGACAUCAUGACUCACCGGCUGGGCCGUGGCUCCCCACCAGGGGUGUGGGUCUGCAGCACAGACAUGAUUCUCUCUGUUCCAACAAGCCCAGAGAUCUGCUGGGAUGGUUUCCAAGGAGCCAGAGUGUUCUCUCUGCCUGGGAGUGUGACCUAUGCCCAGGACCAUGGAGUCUACCUCACUGACUCGCAGGGCUGUGUCCUUAACAUUUUCUACCAGAGCUCAGAGGCCCAGAUACAGCAGUGUGCAAGGCCGGAUGGGAGAGUGCCACUGGUCUCUGGCAUUGUCUUCUUUUCUGUGGAGAUUGCUGAGCGACUCCUGGCCACUCACGUCUCACCACCCUUGGACGCCUGCACCUACAUGGGUCUGGACUCUGGUGCUCGACCUGUCCAGCUGUCCCUAUUCUUUGACAUUUUGCUGUGCAUGGCACGGGAUGUCAACCGUGAGAGUUUUCUGGCUGGUUGGCACCCUGAGGUGGGUCAGGGCGACAUGGAGGAAGCGGGGAACCAACGGAGAGCACGGGCCGUGCUGUGGAAGGAGCUCCGGGACCAGCUUCUUAGCCUUGCUUACAUCCCAGAUGGUGCCUACGAUUACAUGACCUUGGCAGCCAGUGCCCACCUCCGCAGCCUGAUGCUUCCCCGGGACCUCUUUGCUCAGGUCGUGCACUCCCAGGUGGAGAAUCCUCAAUUCUUGGAAGCCGGCUGCUCUGUGGUCAAUAGCCUCCUGGAGGGAGAGGUUCGCCUGGGCUCUGGGAGUAUGAUUCAACAUUGCCAACUCCAGGGUCCCAUCCACAUUGGCCCUGGGUGCCUCCUGCUCGGUCUGGACAUAGCCUCCUCCAAAGACCUCCAUGGCUUGGUGCUGAACGACGUCAUCCUCCAAGGACAUCAUAUCCAGCUGCAGGACACCUCCAUCCAGGUGUUCACUCUCAUUGGGCGCCAAGAUGACUGGCAGAAAGGCACAUAUCUCAAUGAGCCAUGGAAUGAGUUCUUCCAGAGGACAGGCAUCCGAGAUGGAGACAUCUGGGACAUGGAUUCUCAGCCAGCAGAACGAUGUCUUCUUACCGCUCGACUCUUUCCUGUCUUCUUCGCCUCCCGGUCCCCAGGCCCCCAGGACGUGCUGUGGCUGCUGAACUCCAAAGGAAAAGACUCCCUCCAGGCUUGGAGGGCCGCCUGGCGCAUGUCCUGGCAGCAGCUUCGUCUCCACCUGGAUCAGGCUGCCACGCUGGCUUCUCGCCGGGCCCUCUUCUUCCAACAGGCCCAGGGGAAGGUGCGGCGGGUGCUGGAGGAGCGUCAAGACCUCAGCCUGCUUCCGCUGAUCAGGGCUGCCACCCAUGAGGGCUACCAUGGCCUGCUGCUAACCACACUGGACCAGGUUGCAGCUCAGGCUCAAGAUCCUGGUGUGGCAGCCCGGGCCUUGGCCUGUAUAGCCGAUGUCCUGGGUUGCAUGGCUGGGGGCCAUGGGGGUCUUCGGAGUGGACCGGCAGCCAACCAGGAGUGGGCCCUGGCCUUCCAGUACCUGGAGAAAGGGGACAUGGCUAGAGGUGUGGAAGAACUUGCUCGUGAGAGGGACAAGUGGCUGGGCAGGCCGGCCCUGCUGGUGAGAGCCGCUCGCCAUUAUGAAGGGGCCGAGCAGAUCCUUAUCCGCCAGGCGGUGAUCUCUGCCCGCCGCUUUGUGACCUCGGUGCCGGUCGAAUGCCCGCCUCUCGGGCACUGGGUGGUGGUGGAGUGCCCGGCCCGGGUGGACUUCUCGGGUGGCUGGAGUGACACUCCGCCCAUCACCUACGAGCACGGAGGAGCCGUGGUGGACUUGGCCGUCCUGGUGGACGGGCGGAGGCCCAUCGGGGCCAGGGUGCGGCGGAUCCCCCAGCCCGAGCUGCAGCUGUCCACGGGGACCCAUUCGGGCGAAGUGUGUCAGAGCCUGGAGGACCUCCGGGAUUACUGCCAGCCUCAUGCCCCAGGGGCCCUGCUGAAGGCAGCUUUCAUCUGCGCCCAGAUCGUGCAGCUCCCCUCCCCGAACACCCUGCAGACGCAGCUUCUCCACGGCUUUGGGGGGGGCUUCGAGCUGCACACGUGGUCUGACCUGCCCCACGGCUCUGGCCUGGGCACCAGCAGCAUCCUGGCCGGGGCAGUGCUGGCGGCCUUGUAUCGGGCGGCGGGGAGAGCGGUGGACACCCAGGCUCUGAUCCACGCCGUUCUCCAUCUGGAGCAGAUGCUCACCACAGGAGGCGGCUGGCAAGACCAGGUGGGCGGCCUCGUACCGGGCAUCAAGAUAGGGCGAUCGAGGGCCCAGCUGCCGCUGAAGGUAGAGGUGGAAGAGAUUUCGGUGCCUCCCGACUUCAUUCAGACCCUCAACGAGCACCUGCUCCUGGUGUACACAGGCAAGACCCGCUUGGCACGCAACCUGCUCCAGGAUGUCCUGAGGAACUGGUAUGCCCGGCUGCCUGUGGUGGUGGACAAUGCCCAGGCUCUGAUAAGAAACGCUGAGGAGUGUGCUCGGGCCUUCUGCCAAGGGAACCUGCCCCUUCUGGGCCAGUGUCUGACUCAGUACUGGGGACAGAAGAAGUGCAUGGCCCCGGGCUGUGAGCCCCAGGCUGUGCGGCGCAUGAUGGAUGUCCUGAAGCCUUAUGUGUACGGCCAGAGCCUGGCAGGGGCUGGGGGUGGAGGCUUCCUCUACGUGUUGACUAAAGAACCACGGCAGAAGGAGGUCCUGGAGGCGGUGCUCGCCAAGAUGGAGGGCCUGGAGAACUACAGCAUCCACCUGGUGGAGGUGGACACCCAGGGCUUCAGCCUGCGGGUGCUGGCCAGUGAUGCUUCUGCCUGAUGGAUCCUAGACCCCCAGGCCCUGGUCCAGCCAGGCUGUUGUGGUGCCUGGAAGAGAAGAGCCCAAACUUGGUGCUAGGGAGCCUUGGCUUCUUUGUGUUCUCAUAGGAAGAGGGAAAUGCCAUUCUCUUUAGUUUCUCUCUGGGGACCAGAGCAAGAAAUCACUGGGACUUGAGAAGACUGGCAAGCCCAAUCUUUUGCCUCCUGGACCCAGAGCUGGGAGGGUGUUGGGGAUUUCCCCAUCUCAGCAGACAUCAGCAUGGCCUUGGCCUCAGCCGUGAGACCGAAGGACCUCGUCCCAUCUUCCUGUUAGGAGGGCCGAGGGCUCAAACUCAGAGAGCCAGGCUGAUGACACUGAGCUGGUCUCCAACUCCAAAUUUUGCUUUAUAAUGGAAGAACACUAUGAGCAGGGAGAAGGACUCUGCCAUCUCUCUCCUAGGUUAUGCUGCUAAUUCUCCAGUCACAAUUCAUUUCUACAAAUUGGGUAAAUAGAUAUUUAUGAGGGCCCUGACCUUUGUUUUCAUUGGACUGUUGUACCACCAGGCUCACUCCUCCUCUGGCCCAAAUGGAUCAAAGGAGUUUAAAGAAACCUUAUUGCUCAUCUAGUCCGGUGUUCUCAUUUGAUAGGUGAAAGUCUUUCAGGACAUAGGAUAUUGCCUAUGACGGGAGUCUGGCCACCCCGUCCUUAUCCAGAAAUCAAACCAACUGUCCCUUAUGUACCUGAUUCCCCACACCAAGGGGCCUUGUGCAUCCCUGUCUUUUUUCCCCUCUUCUAGAAUGCUCCUGCCUUAGGAGGCUGGCUGUUUAUAAGUUUCCUGCCUACCUUGGCCCAGCUACAGAAAAUAUGCUAUGGAGGUUAUUGCCCCUCCCUGCAGGGUAAACCAGAGGAAGCUGGGCUUCCCACUCACCAGGCUUCAUAUACUACUAAUGUUUCAGCAACUUGGCUAGUAGGAGCAGGGAGCAAUGCUAGUCGUUUUGAGGUUGGGACUCAGUUCAUGCCAGCCACAAUGAGUAUGAAGGGAUGCUUCCUUCAAACAGCCAGUCCUCUAGCCUGGGGCCUUGAGCUGAAGAAACCAUAUAGUCAUGGCAAAUUCAAGUUUUAACAAAUGAAUGUUGAGUCCCGUGUUCUGAAGGGGGCACAGGACCCCUACACAGGUGACCACCAGAACCAGGUCUCUCAGGUUGGGAUUUUUAGUGACAAUA